AUGAGAACAUGGAUGGAACUAGAGAUAAGAUUGGCGAAAAAUAAGACAAUCGAUAAACAAAAUCAAAAUCAAAUAAAUAAAGAAAAAGAACAUUGGAGAAAUGUGCUAAAAAGAAUUAUUGCCCUUGUAAAGAGUCUUGGGACACAUAAUUUAGCAUUCCGUGGGACAAAUGAACAAUUGUAUAAAGAAAACAAUGGUUUAUUUUUAGCCGGUAUUGAGAUGAUUGCAGAAUUUGACCCGAUAAUGCAAGAACAUGUUAGACGCAUACAAAAUAAAGAAAUUCAUAAUCAUUAUCUUGGACCCAGAAUGCAAAAUGAACUAAUACAGUUAUUAUCAAAUGAGGAACUUAAUAGAAUAGGACUUAAUGUGGAUGACAUUAGAGGUCAAGGUUAUAAUAAUGGUUCAAAUAUGAAAGGAAAAUAUAAGGGAGUACAAAAACGAUUGUUAGAAGUUAAUCCUAGAGCCUUUUAUGCUCCAUGUGGUUGUCAUAGUUUAAAUUUAGUUAUUUGUAAAAACUUACAAUCAAAAGAUAUGUGUAUUGAUGUUGCUAUAAAACAACUAGAUGGACUUAUUAUUUAUUUUAAAAAGUUUAGGGAUGAAGGAUUUGAAAAUGCUAUGAUUGAGGCUAAAGAACUUGCUUUAAAGAUGGGCAUUGAAUCUAGUUUUCGUGAAAAACGUGUUAUUCCUCGAAAUAGAAGAUUUGAUGAAAAUGUUGAUAAUGAGACUUUGAAAACUCCUAUUGAUUGUUUUAGAACGGAUUACUUUUUAUACAUAGUAGAUCAAGCUAGUGUUUCACUCGAAAGUAGAUUUGCUCAGUUUAAAGAGUUCGACCAAAUUUUUGAUUUAUUUGAAGAACUAAAAAUGCUAAGAGAAAUUAUACAUGUAGAAUCUGACACCCUUACUAAUAUAUUAACUUAUAUUAAAAACUUUAAUUCUUUUCCAAAUGCAUAUAUCGCCUAUAGAAUUGUGUUAACCAUUCCUGUAACCGUUGCUACCGCAGAACGUAGCUUUUCCAAAUUAAAACUAAUAAAAAAUUACUUAAGAUCUACAAUGUCAUAA
Messenger RNA from Helianthus annuus (common sunflower), 1059 nucleotides. RefSeq lists its product as uncharacterized. NCBI's taxonomy places the organism in Eukaryota, Viridiplantae, Streptophyta, Magnoliopsida, Asterales, Asteraceae. Gene Ontology annotation, molecular function: protein dimerization activity. The transcript is spliced from 4 exons. The record is from RefSeq and is a predicted model, not a curated record. The coding region runs from base 1 to 1059 and encodes 352 amino acids.